Molecule: messenger RNA, 4047 nt
Organism: Triplophysa rosa
Lineage: Eukaryota; Metazoa; Chordata; Actinopteri; Cypriniformes; Nemacheilidae
Gene: vax2
Product: ventral anterior homeobox 2
Exons: 3
Coding region: 495-1427 (310 amino acids)
Biological process (GO): neuron differentiation; regulation of DNA-templated transcription; central nervous system development
Molecular function (GO): DNA binding; DNA-binding transcription factor activity, RNA polymerase II-specific
Source: RefSeq, a predicted model, not a curated record
GCAGCCCAGAGCAGCAACGAAAAACCGAGCAGUCAACGAGUAAAUUGACUACUGAAGUGAUGCGAUAAAAAGGGAAAGCUGCCUGUGCUCGAUGCUCGCUGUGGAAUUAUUCAUACGUGGUUAAGCAGUGAAGCGCCUCCCAGUCCCUCGGUCAUAGAUCCUGGUGCAUAUAUGCAGAAUGCAUUUUGGCUUGAGGACGAUCCUAUAGCUAAGGAGGGUCCUUCCACUCGCCCAUAGGGCUCCCUCAACCGGAACCCCCUUCCCUUUUCUAGCCUAUAGAUCUCUCUGCACCUGUAUGGAUGUCGGAUCCCGGAUCAUGCUCAAACACUUGGGCAUCAACUCGGUUCGGUCGUUGGACUCUGUGGUUGGAUUGUAAUUAUAUCCUGUUUUUGAGAGUAAUCCCAGAUUUUUAAAGGAGACAGAAUUUACGUUCGUAAACGUAAAGAAAGCUCACGAAAACUUAGUGUGCAGAAAGAAAAGUUGAAUAUAAUUAUAUGUUUGAUCAAACCACGAGUAUGGGCGAUGGAAUCGCCGAGGACCGAAACCAUUGUGGAUCCGAUUCGUUGUGCCGUGAUCGAGGCAGAGACUCUAAAUGCCGGACCGAUGUGGGUAACCGAUCACCUGGUCAGAUCUCUAGCGACACUCCGGGCACAUCGGCGUCCACACCGACUUCAUCCAGCGAGGAUGGACACGAUAAACUUUUAGGAGUCGAUCCCGACUACUGUCGAAGGAUUCUGGUCAGAGACGCCAAGGGCACUAUUCGGGAGAUUGUUUUGCCCAAAGGUCUGGACCUGGACCGGCCGAAGCGCACACGCACCUCCUUCACAGCGGAGCAGCUGUACCGUCUCGAGCUCGAGUUCCAGCGCUGUCAGUACGUGGUGGGGCGCGAGCGCACUGAGCUCGCCAGACAGCUGAACCUCUCAGAAACUCAGGUGAAAGUGUGGUUUCAAAACCGCCGCACCAAACAGAAGAAGGACCAGACCAAGGACACGGACAAGCGGAUGUCGUCCACCUCUGAAUCGCUCGCUACGUGCAACAUUCUGCGCCUCCUGGAGCAAGGGCGACUCCUGUCCGUCACGGCCCCUCCACCCAAUCCGUUGUUGGCACACCCCCACCCAGGCAAUGGCUCUCUCCUCGGAAGCCCAUCUGUGUCCACUUCCUCCGGGGUGAGUAGCACCACCACACCGCCCGGGGCCGUGGCGGGUGGCGGUGGGACGUUUGGACUGUCGCUGUCUUCGUUGGGGGGCACUCCGCCUUCGCCGCACCUGGGGUUACCACCUCCCUCGCUUUGCUUUACCAUGCCUCUUUUGGGCGGUGCCCAUCACGAACUGCCUUCCGGAUAUGGGUGCGGGUCGUCAGCGUUUGAGCCCUACACAAGGAUAGAGAGGAAAGAUGGGGAGCUAGGUGGUAAGAAGACGGUUUCCUAAAAGCGUUCCCUCCCGUCGGCAUCUGCCUGUCUCAGGGGUCUCACCUGUGCCGUGAUCAGCCAGUUGUUGUUGGAUAGCGCGCUAGUUUGCGAAAGCUCCAACAAACAGAGAUUGAAAGACGUUGACAAGUCUUCAUUUUUUAAAUCGGAUUCGUCCUGCUCUUGCGCUAGUGCCUACAACCAAAUGUGUGGAAACGGCCAGUUAGACUCCAUCUUUCGUGUGGAGCGUUGUGAGAGUUGAAGGAUGAUGCCUUGUAAUUUAGCAUCACUCCAUUUAGUAUACCUGACUGGAAGUCUCGUUCACACAACUACACUGUUUCCUUCCAUUUUGAAGUGUGGCGCAGAAAGCAAAUUCGUCGGAAAAAUCUAUGUUACUGUAAAAGUUGAAAUGAUUUAAGUUAUCCGAAUGGGUGUUUAAAAAAAAUGAAAAUGGACGAAAAAAAUGAUGUCAAUGUUCUGUUUGACCCUUCCUUGUGAUGCGUGUUCAUGCUGCUCUAAAUGGGAGAGGUUUUUGUCUAUAUUACUGUGUGUCCUUAUGAAAGUGUAAGCGCACAGAAAGCACUGACAAACUUUCAUUCUCACCGGAGAUUGGUGAUGGUAGACAAACCAUCAAAUCAGUUCCACGAAAGUUCAGGAGUAGUGAAUCUUGAUCCAUUUAGAGCCGUCGGCAGCUUUAAUACGUAAAUGUGCUACCCAUAAAUUAAUAUAAAUCUAAUGAAUCUGUUUAAUGAAUAUAUAUUAUAAAUGUGUUUCUUGUCAAGGCCAGACCCGUUUAAAAUGUCUUUAUAGUCUCUUCAUAGCAAAUUCAGUUUGAGGCACGUUGCACAUGUCGCUCUCAUUGGCUCAGAAACCUGUUUGUCACCAGUUAACCUGACAUUCCCUAAUGUAAUUGACACAAACGGCUCAUAACAUUGACUUCCGAGAAGGACUUCCAGUCGUUUUGAGUCAUUCAGCAGCAGUUUUCAACAUCUUUAUGCUAAAUGAAUGACUGAACAUGCAUUGAAUCAGUUCCACGGGCUCGUAGAAUACAUUAUACUCGCCAUUCAGUGCAGCCAUACGGUUUCUUUCAAAACAUUUCCAAUUUUGCAUUCAUCAGACGCUUUUAUCUAAACUGAUUUAAAGUGCAUUCAAACUACACAUUUGAUUUGAUCAGUUUGUGUGUUGCCUGGGAUUUGAAAUGCUUUCUAUGCAGAUAGGAUGUGAUUUUGUCUAUUUGUUUUAGGAACAAACCUUUUGCGUUCUCCUGUCGGUUUGAGUUAAGGAUGAUCAUCGUCCUUGGUAAAGUUGUUGGGUUAGUUUGGUGCUGAUUUACGACCGUAGUCGUAAAUGACUGUAGUUUUACUGUACGACUCAAUCUGCGGUCUUUCUGUACCUUGAACCCGAUGCACUUUAGGUUCUUUGUCUUCUGCCAGCACAAGCGCAUGCUACCAUACAUAUCAACUAGUUUUUUGACAGUUUUUGCUGCUUGAAAGAAAGUCAAAUGCUGCGUCCCAAUUCGCCUACUUACGCUUCGCCCUUAAAGUGCAUACUGUUUUGUUAUGUAAAAGAAUAUAAGUAGUGUAUUCUUCUCAUUUUCAGUAAAUGAAAGCAUACUCACUUUAUACUGCAUACUACAAUCUGGGACGUACUUAUUGUAAUUUCAGAAACUAUUUAGGAUGGCUAACUGUAUGUGAAUUUGGACGCGGGGAAAGACAUUUUUAAAGUGUGUUUAGGUUAUGCUACAUUGAUUCAAUGAAAAAAUAGCUCAUGCUUGUAGUGUUCUGCACUCCGAGGUGUAGUAGACGUGUGACAACAGCAUCGCCAAAUGAAAUGACUGAAAUUAUGAUGCCACAAAAUAAAAAACGGUCGAGACAAUGCGAGUCUGUCAGCUGCUCGAAACAACAUUUUGAAAGCGCCGCAGAUCCACUUGUACACCGACCUGACAGCGACAUAAACAUUGUACUUUUUGUAAUACUGGAACAAUACUCUGCUAGUACUUCCGGGGAAGAAAAACGCUUGAAAAUGGUUUUGGUUUUCACUGCAAGCCUGUGCUGAAUAGUGUCAUUACGGUGGUUAUUUUCUAUUACAAUUCAGUUUGAAUAGCUAUUUAAACCCAAUUGGAUUACUGAAAUUUACCAAUGCCGAGUCAAACACACUUUACACCUUUCAACAUGUUUUUUUUGACAUUGCCACAGACAUGAUUGUAAACCAUUUCACUGUAACGUCAGUUUACUGUUUGUGUGGCAUUUGUUUGCUCUCACGUCCACGUUGCCUUGCAUUUUUAAAAGGGUCAGUGGUCAAAGAUUACGUGUGAGAAAGCCAUAAGCUGUUUUUUUUUGCGUGUCAGAAGCUAAUAUGAAAAGAAAUCAUGGCACCAGCUCCUAACAAAUAAAGAAAACACUUAAACAGUAUGUACAUAUUUGAUGAUUCUUUGCACAGUGUUUUCAUGUUGUAUUAUGUGAUCUUGAAAAAAAUGAAUGGAAAAAUGAUAAAUGCUUUACAAUUCUUGGUCUCAUUAACUAUUUGCACUUAUUUAAGAAAAGUUUCUUUGUGUUCUGUGGCAAAACAGCCUUUCUCAUUGUUGGGCUAAAAAAGCCGACAUAUUGUACAAAUAUGUACAUGUGUUUUUAUUCAUAUGCAUA